This is a messenger RNA of Penicillium lagena, 285 nucleotides long. RefSeq lists its product as uncharacterized. NCBI's taxonomy places the organism in Eukaryota, Fungi, Ascomycota, Eurotiomycetes, Eurotiales, Aspergillaceae. The transcript is spliced from 2 exons. Bases 1 to 285 code for a protein of 94 amino acids. The record is from RefSeq and is a predicted model, not a curated record.
AUGUCGAAAGGAGUGCUACAUUGGAUAGAACUAUGGCUGAGAGAUAGUUUGAAGACUAUAAACGCGUUGCGAAGCAGAGCGGGCUUCUCCCUAAGGAUAUUCACAAAUUUAAUGAAACAGGCUUCCAAAUUAGGAUGCUUGAAUUUUACAAAGGAUGAACUCCUCUAUACAAUCGGCGAAAUUCGGGCUAAAACCUUUCGUCCCCAUAUGGUAAAGCUUAGCUUUGAAUUAAUUACAGAGGAUUUGACGUCAUAUAACCUAUGCUGGUACACCGCUUCGAUCUAA